Molecule: messenger RNA, 2345 nt
Organism: Oncorhynchus nerka (sockeye salmon)
Lineage: Eukaryota; Metazoa; Chordata; Actinopteri; Salmoniformes; Salmonidae
Gene: alg8
Product: ALG8 alpha-1,3-glucosyltransferase
Exons: 14
Coding region: 167-1861 (564 amino acids)
Biological process (GO): protein N-linked glycosylation
Cellular component (GO): endoplasmic reticulum membrane
Molecular function (GO): dolichyl pyrophosphate Glc1Man9GlcNAc2 alpha-1,3-glucosyltransferase activity
Source: RefSeq, a predicted model, not a curated record
CCAUAUCUAGCUAACAAUUCAAUAUUUCUACUGGACUUUUGCUUUGUUUGUAUAAUUGAAUGUGCUAAUUUGACAAUGUUAUUGCGGGGAGGACCGCGUAACAGAGCCUACCGAUACUGUACAUCUCAAUAAAGUUUAUUUUUACAAACCCCCCCAAAAAAGUGUCAUGGCGACGCCCAGAGCAGACGACUGGAGUUGGUUUCCUGCAUUAGCACUCGGCGUUUCUUUCCUGAAAUGUAUUUUGAUAAACGCAUAUCAUUCCACAGACUUUGAGGUUCACAGGAACUGGCUCGCCAUCACUCACAGCCUUCCUGUGUCAAAAUGGUACCAUGAGAACACCUCAGAGUGGACCCUGGACUACCCUCCUUUGUUUGCCUGGUUUGAGUAUAGCCUGUCCCACGUGGCUCAGCAUUUUGACAAGGAGAUGCUGGUGGUGCAGAAUCUCAUCUACACCAGUCCUGCUACCAUCCUUUUCCAGAGGCUCUCUGUCAUCGUGACGGACAUAGUCUUCAUUUACGCUGUCAAAGAAUGCUGUAGAAGUGUGAGAGAAGAGAAGGGUUCCAAGGACCUCCUGGGGCAUCCAUUUUUCAUCCUGGCAGCUCUGCUUUUGUGGAACUUUGGCCUCCUCAUCGUUGACCACAUUCAUUUCCAGUACAAUGGAUUCCUGUUUGGAAUACUACUGCUAUCAGUGGCAAGACAUUUACAGCUCGUUCCAGUCGCUUGCCGCAGGGAACUGAAAAGAGGAGCGAUCCAGGAAUGUGCUUUGGAGACCUUUAACAGAAUGAGACUGGCAGAAUGGGAGUUGUAUGUGGAGGAUGAGGGUUGCAGGCAGACACCUGGAGGGGGCGUUGCUCUUCACUGUUCUCCUGAACCUGAAACAUAUCUACCUGUACAUUGCUCCUGCCUACGGGAUCUUCCUGCUGCGGAGUUACUGCUUCACCAAGGACAACACAGAUGGCUCUGUGAGAUGGAGCAGUUUCAGUCCUGUUCGUCUGGUAGCUCUGGGAUCUAUCGUGAUCUCUGUCGGCGCCCUGUCCUUUGGUCCGUUCAUUGCUAUGGUACAGGCCAGCUCCCCCAGGUCCUUUCCAGACUCUUUCCCUUUAAGAGGGGCCUGUGCCACGCCUACUGGGCCCCUAACGUCUGGGCCCUCUACAACAUGGUGGAUAAAGCUCUGUCUGUGCUGGGUGUGCGUCUGAAGCUGUUGGAUGUGGCAAAGCUUCCCAAAGCCUCAAUGACUGGUGGAUUGGUGCAGGAGUUCCAGCACUCCAUCCUCCCCUCCGUCUCUCCCUCCAUCACACUCAUCUGCACUCUGCUCUCCAUAAUGCCUGCAGUGUUGAGUAUCUGGUGUCGUCCGCGUGGUGCCCGGGGGUUCCUGCGCUGUCUGGUGGUCUGUGCCCUGGGCUCCUUCAUGUUCGGCUGGCAUGUCCACGAGAAGGCCAUCCUCAUGGCCAUACUGCCCUUCAGCAUACUAGCAGUUGAGAGCAGAGAGGAUGCUGGGAUCUUCCUGAUGCUGACCACCACGGGGCAUUACUCUCUGUUUCCACUUCUCUUCACUGCAGCAGAGCUGCCCAUCAAAGUCCUGCUGAUGCUGCUGUUCACGCUCUACAGCUUCACCUCCUUAAAGAAACUGUUCAGGGGUUCCCUCCUUAACCCUCUGGAAACCACCUACCUCCUGGGCCUGGUUGCCGUAGAGAUCCUCUGUGAGGUUGUUUACCCUCUGUCGCCGUGGCAGCAUACCCUGCCCUUCGUGCCCCUGCUGGUGACAUCAGUGUACUGCUCUCUGGGAGUCUCUUACUCCUUCAUACGCCUCUACGUCUCUCUAUUGAGGCAGCACGGGACAGACAAACACAAACAACUAUGAGACAGAGAGAGACACUAGUGAGUAGUGACCAAUUCACAAUCAACCCCUUUGUUGUAUCCCAAAUAGUAUACUAUUCCCUGUGUAGUGCAUUACUUUUGACCAGGGCCAUAUAGAAUGUCAUUUGUGAUGCACUCUUUGUUUUACAUUGGUGUGUAAAGAAAAGAGGUGGUGUUUCAAACUUUCUGCGAUGCUGUUACUAGUCCAUCCAGAGCAGAUCUUCAAGUGUGCAUCUAUAAGUGUAGAUUUGGGAUGGGAAACACCAAGGAACAGUCACUUAUAAAUGCACACUCGAAGAUCGGCUCUUGAAGGAUGUAUCAUAGCAUGAAUAAUAUGUCUGUCUGAAUGUGUGAAAAAAAUAACUUGUACCAAAUGUAUCUCAAAUGACAAUGGAAAAGUGGGGAAAUAGUAUGGAAUGGGACGAAGUUCAUGCUGUAUUUCUUAUGUUUACAAAUAAAAAUAUAAUAAACAGAUUUUUUUAUUAUGA